CAACUCCCUUUCUUGCUUUCUCUCUCUCUCUCUAACUUUUAGUACACUGUUUUAUUUUACAACAAAAAAGAAAACGCCCGUGGACAAUCACUAACUUUGAUGAGGCGGCAAUGCAUAUAUACUUUUCUUUCACUAAAUUUUUUAACUUCUUUCACAACAUCUAAGGAAGAGUGUUGCGAGAAAAUGUGAAUGCCAUGUUGGCUAUCAGUGUAGCAACUCCUCUAGCCUAAGUUUCAUUCAGCUAUAAAUAUCCAUGUUUGUAGAUGAAAAAGAUAUCCAAAAAAUAGAAAAGUACUAUCCUUGCUCUCCCUUUUGCUCUCUCUCUCUCUCGUGCCUUUUGUUGCUUUUUAAUUUUAGCACACAGUUCUAUUUUACAAUAAAAAUAACAAAAAAGAAAACGCCUGUGGAAAAUCAAUUUAAAUUAAAACCUUUUCCUUACACCACCUUUUCCUUCGCAACCUUUUCCUUGUCACACAAGCUACACUCCAACUCAACAAUUUUGUCGUCGAUCGAACGGUCACUAUUCUCCGGCAAUGUCUCUCAUCACUCCUCCACCGAUAGAUAUAAGACUGAAGAAAGAGCAAGAAGAAACGGAAAUAAAGAGAAUAGCGGUAUUAAAGGCUCGUCUCUACAGAAUCAUCAAGGUAGCUCGUGAUGAAGACCUCGGUGAACAAAUUGGAAAGGAGAUUUAUUUUGAUCUUGUGAAUUAUGAUAAAGUGCAUACAUUUAGUAUUCUGAAAUGUAUGCCAUUUAUUCAAUUCAAGAAGGAAGUUGCUAAGGCAUUUGGUAUACCGGUGCAAUUUCAACGUUACUGGCUAUGGGGAAAACGCAAGAACCACACAUAUCGGCCUGAUCGUGCAUUGACAGCUCAAGAGGAAAUUCAAUCCGUUGGCCAACUCAGAGAGGUAUCAAAUGAAAAUGCUGAGCUAAAUCUGUUUCUGGAGGUAGAAUUAUGUCUGGAUUUGCGACCUUUUCCUCCACCAGAUGAAACCAAGGAUGAUAUCCUUCUAUUUUUAAAACUUUAUGACCCUUUGAUAGAGAAGAUAAGGUAUGUUGGACGGCUAUCUGUAAAAGGAAGUGGCAAGCCGCUGGAGAUAUUAUCAAAGCUAAAAGAGUUGGCUGGCUUUUCGCCUGAUGAAGAAAUUGAACUUUUUGAGGAAUUACAAUUUGAACCCAAUGUGAUGUGUGAACACAUCGACAGUAAUAUGAGUUUCCAUUUCUCUGGGCUACUAGAUGGGGACAUAAUUUGCUUUCAGAAAUCCGUUCGAAAUCAAUGCAGUGAACAAUAUUGCUUUCCUGAGGUUCCGUCAUUUUUGGAGUACGUGCGCAAUCGCCAGGAACAAAAGGAACAAAAGGGAAAGGAGAAAGCAGAGGCUUGUCUCUACACAAUGAUCAAGGUAGCUCGUGAUGAGGACCUCGGUGAACAAAUCGGAAAGGAGAUAUAUCUUGAUCUUGUGGACCAUGAUAAAGUGAGUACUUUUUGUAUUCAGAACCAGAUGCCAUUCACUCAAUUCAAGGAGGAAGUUGCUAAGGCAUUUGGUAUACCGGUGCAAUUUCAACGUUACUGGUUGUGGGCAAAACGCCAGAACCACACGUAUCGGCCUGAUCGUGCAUUGACCGCUCAAGAGGAAAUUCAAUCUGUUGGUGAACUGAGAGAGGUUUCAAAUAAAUGGAAUAAUGCUGAGCUAAAACUUUUUCUGGAAGUAGAAUUAUGCCUGGACUUGCGACCUUUAUAUCCACCAGGGAAGAUGAUCAGAGAAGAAAUCCUUCUAUUUUUCAAACUUUAUGACCCUCUGAAAGAGAAGAUAAGGUAUGUUGGAAGGCUUUUUGUAAAAGGAAGCGGCAAGCCGCUGGAGAUAUUAGCAAAGCUAAAUGAGUUGGCUGGCUUUUCGCCUGAUGAAGAAAUUGAACUUUUUGAGGAAAUAAGAUUUGAACCAAAUGUGAUGUGUGAACAUAUUGACAAGAAGCUGAGUUUUCGCGGUUGUCAUCUAGAAGAUGGGGAUAUUAUUUGCUUUCAGAAAUCCCUUCGAAAUCAAGGCAAUGAACAAUAUCGCUUUCCAGAGGUUCCUUCAUUUUUGAAGUAUGUCCACAAUAAUCGCCAGGUCAUUGAUAGAUCGGCUAGGGCCUAGGAGGACCACUGCUCAGGCAUAGUUAUCGGGAGCAGAAGGAAGUAGCGGACUUGCUUGGGAAGGAAGAGCUGGAGAACAACUUUUUGAUCAUUUUGUGUAUAUACUCGUCCCUCCCAUGUCUGCUAUGGAAGCUUUAUUAGCUGAAGCAAAUAAAUUAGCACCACUUUUGUUAGGCAGUUAUCCGAUAAUCCUACUACUUCAGUUUCUGACUCUGCUUUGUAUGAACUAUUGGUAUUUGGUCCACAGUGACCCCAUAUUUUGUUAUGAUGCAUAUUGAUAUAUACUACCCCAAAAAAAAAAAUCCAGUAUCAGUUGUAAACAAACUGUGGAAAGUACUUAGACAAGCCUUUAUGGGCACUGGGAUCUUCGGCAAGCAUUUCUCU
Molecule: messenger RNA, 2512 nt
Organism: Lycium barbarum (goji berry)
Lineage: Eukaryota; Viridiplantae; Streptophyta; Magnoliopsida; Solanales; Solanaceae
Product: ubiquitin C-terminal hydrolase 12-like
Exons: 18
Coding region: 534-2129 (531 amino acids)
Cellular component (GO): BAT3 complex
Molecular function (GO): misfolded protein binding; polyubiquitin modification-dependent protein binding
Source: RefSeq, a predicted model, not a curated record